Molecule: messenger RNA, 4822 nt
Organism: Sinocyclocheilus rhinocerous
Lineage: Eukaryota; Metazoa; Chordata; Actinopteri; Cypriniformes; Cyprinidae
Product: regulating synaptic membrane exocytosis protein 2-like
Exons: 27
Coding region: 170-4153 (1327 amino acids)
Biological process (GO): regulation of synaptic plasticity; regulation of membrane potential; calcium ion-regulated exocytosis of neurotransmitter
Cellular component (GO): cytoskeleton of presynaptic active zone; presynaptic membrane
Molecular function (GO): transmembrane transporter binding; small GTPase binding
Source: RefSeq, a predicted model, not a curated record
UCUUAACUGAAGCACAAUCUUGACAGAAGCAGGAGCAUUUGAUCCCCGACUCUGAAAGGUCACCCUUUACGCUUAUGAAACAGUGUGGAGCUGUCCGUGAGUUUUGAAUUCAGUUAUUGAACAUCCGUUUUAUCCAUUUGGACCAAACAAUACGCAGCAGACAUGGGUGAUGUGGGUAUGCAACCUGUGCCGAAAACAACAAGAAAUCCUCACCAAGUCAGGGGCCUGGUUCUACAGCAGCCCAGGGGGCACCCUGCCCUCGGGUGCGAGUGACCCUCGCCGACGCCACGAAGAGGCUCCGCAGGAAAAGAAGGCCAAACUUCAGGAAGCCCCACUGCUGUACCAGGGGCCUCCAGGGGACCGCAGCCGAGCUCCAGGACUCCCGCGCCAGGCUUCCCUCAACAACGACUCCAGUCUGAAGCCCAACGACCCUCUGAGCAACAGGAAAAGAAGCCCAUCAGAAACCAGGGAUCCAAACCAAAAAUACGACCAAAGGGAGGAGAAGGGGGAGCGUUCGCAGUAUGCCCCAGGGGAGGGCGGCAUGCCACGAUCGCCGUCUGACUACGGGGCCGGAGACCGCCAGUGGCGAGGAGGCUACGGCCGCUCCUAUGAGGACGCGGAGGUAGCGCGGAGUGCGUACCGCGCUCAACGGGGCGGCUGGCACUCUCAGGAAGAGUAUCCACCCGAACCCGGAUUCUUGCCCGAUGGCCCGCCCCUCAGUGAGCACGAGCUCCAGCGGCAGCGGCAGGAGGAGUACCAGAACCGCUACCGCAGUGACCCGAACCUGGCCCGCUACCCGGUCAAACCCCAACCUUACGAGGAGCAGAUGCGCAUGCACGCGGAGGUUUCGCGAUUCAGGCAUGAACGGCGACACAGCGACGUCUCCCUGGCGUACACAGAGAUAGAGGAGCCCUUGGGGCCCCUGCGGGGUCCCCCCUACUCAUCGGGUCCCGGACACACCCACUGGAGGUCCAACCACAGUCCACCCGGCGUGGACUCCCUCCACAGGCAGCAGCACCUGGAUCCUGUCUCGGCCUUAAGGAAGAGUAAACGAGAAAAGAUGGAGAGCAUGUUGCGGAACGACUCGCUCAGUUCUGACCAAUCGGAGUCCAUCAGGCCGCCGCCGCCCAAACCUCACAAAAACAAGAGGGGCGGCAAAAUGAGGCAGGUGUCCCUGAGCAGCUCAGAGGAGGAACUGGCCACUACACCGGAGUACACCAGCUGUGAGGACGUGGAGAUCGAGAGUGAGUCUGUGAGCGAGAAAGGAGAUUUGGAUGGCCACUGGUGGGAUCAUACAACGUGGCAUAGCAGCGAUGCUUCCUCCAUGUCUUUGCACCCGGUCACAUGGCAGCCCUCCAAAGAUGGAGAUCGACUCAUCGGCAGGAUCUUGCUCAACAAGCGCAUGAAGGAUGGCAGCGUUCCCCGCGACUCUGGAGCUCUUCUGGGACUGAAAGUGGUUGGAGGAAAGAUGACAGAGUCCGGAAGACUUUGUGCGUUCAUCACCAAAGUAAGAAAAGGGAGUUUAGCGGAUACAGUUGGGCAUCUCAGACCAGGUGACCAAGUCCUUGAGUGGAACGGCCGACAGUUACAAGGAGCCACAUUUAAAGAAGUUUACAAUAUCAUUUUAGAAUCAAAGCCAGAGCCUCAGGUGGAACUAGUGGUCUCACGACCCAUCGGCGAUAUCCCCAGGAUACCAGAAAGCACACACGCACAACUGGAGUCCAGUUCGAGUUCAUUUGAGUCUCAGAAGAUGGAGCGCCCCUCCAUAUCCGUCACGUCUCCCAUGAGCCCCGGAGUGCUACGGGAUGCCCCUCAGUACUUAUCGGGACAGCUUACAAGCCAAAGCCUUAGUAGAAGAAUUGAGCCUUUUAACCCUAAAGUUCAGGUCAAACUUUGGUAUGACAAAGUCGGCCAUCAGCUUAUCGUCACCAUACUGGGUGCAAAGGACCUGCCUUCAAGGGAAGACGGCCGACCACGCAAUCCUUACGUGAAGAUCUACUUCCUCCCUGACAGAAGUGACAAAAGCAAAAGAAGAACAAAAACGGUAAAGAAAUCACUAGAGCCCAAAUGGAACCAGACCUUUAUGUAUUCCCCCGUCCACCGGCGGGAGUUCAGGGAACGCAUGCUGGAGAUCUCGCUGGACCUUAGUCACACUAUUUUAGCUAUCCUCAUAGAGCUGGAAUCAGCGCUGCUGGACGAUGAGCCGCACUGGUAUAAGCUACAAACACAUGACGUCUCAUCGGUACCCCUGCCCAAGAGCUCCCCCUGCCUUCAGAGACGAGCGCUGCAUGGAGACAGUCCCACACGCAGACUGCAGAGGUCUCAGAGGAUCAGCGACAGUGAGUUCUCAGACUAUGACUGUGAGGAUGGUGUUGGCGUCCUAUCAGACUAUAGAAAUGGCAGGGACCUCCAGAGCUCCACCCUCUCUGUGCCUGAGCAGGUCUUAUCGUCCAAUCACUGCUCUCGAUCAGCUGACAUCAACCGAGCACGCUCACGGUCUCCUAGCAUGCCCCCUUCUCAGAGUCAUUUUCUCACCUUACCUCGAACCCGACACAGUCAGCCUCAUGACAGUCAGCUGGAGGAACUCAGGAAUUACGGAGCGCCAGACAGGCACGAGUAUCACCACAGGUCCCGUUCUGCAGACCAGCGGUCCGCACUGGAGCGGCCCAUGUACAGUCGCUCUCGCUCCUCGGAGCGGCCGCCCGACGGCCCCCACAUGAGAUCAUCGAUGCCCUCCCUGCCGUCAGGACACUCAGCUCCACCCUCCCCUGCCUUAUCGAGGGCGCAUCCUCGUGGAGGAUCGGUUCAGACCAGCCCCACCGGGACCCCCGUGAACAGCAGGAGAGGACGACAGCUCCCACAACUGCCUCCGAAAGGGACGCUGGAAAGAAAAGAUGGAGAUGAAGAACUUGAGCCUUGUCCAGGUGCUAUGGAUGUGGAGGAACGAGCACGGCAGAUGAAGCUGAAGAUGAACAAGUAUAAACAGGGAACCGGCUCAGAUUCAAGGCUGGAACAGGACUAUCACAAGCGAUCAGGCAGGGAUCCUCAGCGAGGAGAAAACCUCUCGGCCAAGUCUUCGGACAGUGAUGUCAGCGACGUGUCCGCUGUGUCGAGAUCCAGCAGUGCGUCUCGAUUCAGCAGCAUGAGCUACAUCUCUGUCCAAUCAGAACGGCCGCGGGGCAGCCGCAAGAUCAGUGAAUUUACGUCCAAAAUGAAAAACAGGCAAGUGGGAACGGCGGCCGGGGGCAACAUGACCAAGAGCACCAGCGUCGGCGGGGACAUGUGCAGUCUGGAGAAGACCGACGGCAGCCAGUCGGACACGGCCGUGAGCCUGGUGGGAACCGUUGACAAGAAACGGCGCUCCAGUAUCGGCGCCAAGAUGGCAGCGGUCGUGGGGUUGAGCCGAAAGAGCCGCAGCGCCUCGCAGCUCAGCCAGACAGAAGCAGGAGGAAAGAAGCUGCGCAGCACUAUCCAGAGGAGCACGGAGACGGGACUGGCCGUAGAGAUGAGAAGCAGGAUGACCAGGCAGGCCAGCCGCGAAUCCACUGACGGCAGCAUGAACAGCUACAUACAAGAGGGAAACCUCAUCUUCCCCGGAGUGAGACUCUCUUCUGACAGUCAGUUCAGUGGUUUUCUGGAUGGACUUGGCCCCGCCCAGCUUGUGGGAAGACAGACUUUAGCCACGCCCCCUAUGGGUGACAUUCAGAUCGGGAUGGUGGAAAAGAAAGGAGCCCUAGAAGUAGAGGUCAUCCGAGCCAGAGGCCUUGUGGGAAAACCAGGUUCUAAGGCACUGCCAGCCCCUUAUGUAAAGGUGUAUCUACUGGAGAACGGCGCCUGCAUAGCCAAAAAGAAAACAAAAGUAGCACGAAAAACACUGGACCCUCUUUACCAGCAGCAGCUGUCGUUUGAAGAGACCCCAGGAGGAAAGGUUUUACAGAUCAUUGUGUGGGGAGACUAUGGACGUAUGGACCACAAAUCCUUCAUGGGAGCCGCUCAGAUACUUUUAGAUGAUCUGGACAUGUCCAACAUGGUUAUUGGCUGGUUCAAGCUGUUUCCUCCCUCUUCAUUGGUCGACCCAACCCUGGCCCCGUUGACCAGAAGAGCUUCCCAGUCGUCCCUCGACAGCGGGUCCGGGCCGUUCGGUCGCUCGUAGCAGUUUCCUGAAAUCUAGCGUUAUUGUAGCAGCCAUUGGGUGGAGUUUGAGAUUUGCGACAGGUCCCGUCCCCCCGGUAACACUGCAUGCUUGAUGUUGUGUGUUCAGAGCUUGUUUCUUAGGGGUGAAAAAAAGCGGUCCUGUUUUUGCUCGCAAAAAAAAUGCCGCACACAUUGUGCGCAAAGAGCAACCCCUAGAGGGCAGGGACGAGACGAAGCUGGAAAAUGGCCUCCUUAGCCUGAGGAACGUCACAAUUCCUGCUUUUAGAACCUAUUUGAAGCCAGUGGAGAUGAGUCUGAACUGAGAACUGACACGUCGAGUUCUUCAGAAGCCCAUUUUGAAAUGGGGCGAAACCUUCUCUUCGACUUUUGUUUUCCAUUUAUGUUUCUUUUAAUGUUGAUGUAUUUGUAUCUACAUGGGCUAACAGUGUUCCUUGGGUCAAGCCAUGCCAACAGACCCAGAAAUGUACACACAAAACAAGAAUAUGACGUGGGAAUGAGCACCUCACUCCCCAAAUACGAUUCUGCUAGAUCAUUACAGAGAUGAAAUGUAGGUUUGAAUCAUCUUUUAAGAUCAAAUUGAAGUACUUCUCUUGAUACCGUAUGAAACCUAAAGAAGAAAUAACGAGUUUUUUGUUGCAUGGACACAACUUUAGCUGAACUUAAAAAA